GUAUGCCAACUACACACCACCACAUCUGCUACCAGUGGCGGGAUUCUUGUCUUUUUAACUGGACAACGGGAAGUAAACACAUUUUGCAUGUGGCUCCGGCGCGCCUUUCCCUUUCAAGUAUCCGGGGCGGGGACAAAGACAGAAGUUGUGUCGAAUCCAGUAAAUAAAAAGGAGAUGGGAAACAAAUCUAGGCGUCGGCGUCAAGAUGGCGUAUCCAAGAAAAUUCAACAGAUUUUUUCAAGGGAUGAGACUAUUUUAUAUGACUCGGAAGCUAGUCUGACCGGGAAAGAGGCGUAUCAACCUGGAAAAAUAUGUUUGGAUGAGUAG
Protopolystoma xenopodis is the source of this 327-nucleotide messenger RNA. The record is from the annotation of a GenBank genome assembly. NCBI's taxonomy places the organism in Eukaryota, Metazoa, Platyhelminthes, Monogenea, Polystomatidea, Polystomatidae.